This is a messenger RNA of Pseudo-nitzschia multistriata, 1398 nucleotides long. NCBI's taxonomy places the organism in Eukaryota, Bacillariophyta, Bacillariophyceae, Bacillariales, Bacillariaceae. The record is from the annotation of a GenBank genome assembly.
CAUCAUCACAGAGUUGUCAACCAAUACGUGACCAAGCUUAGAUUUCGAGCAACCACCAACACUACAUAGAACACCACACGGUAGGUACUUCGUACAAGUCCUCCUGGGUUGUGAAUCAUUCUGGCAGAGGAUCGAUUCGAGUCUGUCACAUACCGUAUUCCGAUCGGUACCUAAGGUGUGUCGGUUUGAUUUUUGCCCAUCAUUACAAAACAAAGCCUGUGGAUUUGAUUGAUACAAUAUGGAGAAAGCGCUGUUGCAAGAGAUGAUUCGCGAUCGCGAAAUCGCGAUACAGUUUCUAGAAAAGAAAAUCGCGGUUAAAGACGACAGAGCAGAGAGGCUGAAGCAGCUGCAGGUCGAAACAAACGAAUCGAAACUGAAGAAACGACAAGAGCAUCGAGCGGAGCUCAUGACACUGUGGAAGGAUUACGACGCCGUGCUGUGCCGAUACMAGGACGCGAAAGACUUACUGGACAUGAGACAAAAGCAACAACAGCAAAGCAACGACACGGACGGACAGCAGGAACAAAACCAGGGCGGAUCCGAUGCCGAGAUCUACAACGAAAUCAUGAACGACGUCGUGGAGCAAGUCGACAGGGAUCUAGCCAAUGGUGGCGCGGCCGAUAGUUCCAGCAGCUACGUCGUAAGGAUGCAGUCGGAAUUGUGCAAGGCCAUGCACGGGAUGGGGAUCAUGGAAACCCAGCGCCAAAUGACAAAGGGGCAAAUGGAGCUGGCUCAGAAGAAAGCCAAGGAUGUUUUCCCGGAGAUACGCGAAGAAAAAUCCCACGUGGAGCUAAAAAUGGUAAAUUCUCUGAUCCUUGCCGCCGAUGAAAAACGAGAGGUAGAAGGCAAAUCACGCCAACAGCACGAAAUCUUCUACAAAGAAAAGAACGAUUUGAUGGAGAAGAUCGAACGCCAAAUAGACGAAGCGAUCAACAACGCCGAGGGCAACGAUGGCAACAAUACCGAAAACGACGCGGAGGAAGAAGAGGCAAAGGAAGAGCUGCAGGGAAUCUUGCAAGAGGGAAGGGCAGAGAUGGAACGAAUCGAGAAGCUGAUCAAAGAAAAACAGGCAAAAGUGGAGGAAUUGAAAAUAAGCGCGGCGAUGGCCCAGGGACAAGACGUUGUCGAUGAUAUAGUGACGAGCAUAGCAGAAGAAUUUGCGGACGGAAACGAAAGUGGCGACGAAGGCAGCGAAUACUAGUUCAAGAAACGAAGAGUAUAGCGUCAAACAGUAUUGAAUGGUGAACCAGGAGCGUCUAUUUCUAGUACAUUUGGCGAAGCUGAUAUCGGGAUCCAUGUCCGUAUCCUACCGCAUCGCAUUACUGACGAUAGAGAACAUUAAAAUUAUGCGAUACCAUCGAUUAAGAACAAAUUGGAUAAGAAAGACACGACUUUGCG